This is a messenger RNA of Homo sapiens (human), 5693 nucleotides long. RefSeq names its product ATP binding cassette subfamily C member 3 (gene ABCC3). Gene Ontology annotation, molecular function: ABC-type glutathione S-conjugate transporter activity; ABC-type transporter activity; ABC-type xenobiotic transporter activity. Gene Ontology annotation, cellular component: plasma membrane; basolateral plasma membrane; basal plasma membrane. The record is from RefSeq and is marked reviewed. Gene Ontology annotation, biological process: xenobiotic metabolic process; transmembrane transport; glucuronoside transport. The transcript has 31 exons. NCBI's taxonomy places the organism in Eukaryota, Metazoa, Chordata, Mammalia, Primates, Hominidae. The coding region runs from base 57 to 4640 and encodes 1527 amino acids.
CUGCCCGCCGCUGGGUCCGACCGCGCUCGCCUUCCUUGCAGCCGCGCCUCGGCCCCAUGGACGCCCUGUGCGGUUCCGGGGAGCUCGGCUCCAAGUUCUGGGACUCCAACCUGUCUGUGCACACAGAAAACCCGGACCUCACUCCCUGCUUCCAGAACUCCCUGCUGGCCUGGGUGCCCUGCAUCUACCUGUGGGUCGCCCUGCCCUGCUACUUGCUCUACCUGCGGCACCAUUGUCGUGGCUACAUCAUCCUCUCCCACCUGUCCAAGCUCAAGAUGGUCCUGGGUGUCCUGCUGUGGUGCGUCUCCUGGGCGGACCUUUUUUACUCCUUCCAUGGCCUGGUCCAUGGCCGGGCCCCUGCCCCUGUUUUCUUUGUCACCCCCUUGGUGGUGGGGGUCACCAUGCUGCUGGCCACCCUGCUGAUACAGUAUGAGCGGCUGCAGGGCGUACAGUCUUCGGGGGUCCUCAUUAUCUUCUGGUUCCUGUGUGUGGUCUGCGCCAUCGUCCCAUUCCGCUCCAAGAUCCUUUUAGCCAAGGCAGAGGGUGAGAUCUCAGACCCCUUCCGCUUCACCACCUUCUACAUCCACUUUGCCCUGGUACUCUCUGCCCUCAUCUUGGCCUGCUUCAGGGAGAAACCUCCAUUUUUCUCCGCAAAGAAUGUCGACCCUAACCCCUACCCUGAGACCAGCGCUGGCUUUCUCUCCCGCCUGUUUUUCUGGUGGUUCACAAAGAUGGCCAUCUAUGGCUACCGGCAUCCCCUGGAGGAGAAGGACCUCUGGUCCCUAAAGGAAGAGGACAGAUCCCAGAUGGUGGUGCAGCAGCUGCUGGAGGCAUGGAGGAAGCAGGAAAAGCAGACGGCACGACACAAGGCUUCAGCAGCACCUGGGAAAAAUGCCUCCGGCGAGGACGAGGUGCUGCUGGGUGCCCGGCCCAGGCCCCGGAAGCCCUCCUUCCUGAAGGCCCUGCUGGCCACCUUCGGCUCCAGCUUCCUCAUCAGUGCCUGCUUCAAGCUUAUCCAGGACCUGCUCUCCUUCAUCAAUCCACAGCUGCUCAGCAUCCUGAUCAGGUUUAUCUCCAACCCCAUGGCCCCCUCCUGGUGGGGCUUCCUGGUGGCUGGGCUGAUGUUCCUGUGCUCCAUGAUGCAGUCGCUGAUCUUACAACACUAUUACCACUACAUCUUUGUGACUGGGGUGAAGUUUCGUACUGGGAUCAUGGGUGUCAUCUACAGGAAGGCUCUGGUUAUCACCAACUCAGUCAAACGUGCGUCCACUGUGGGGGAAAUUGUCAACCUCAUGUCAGUGGAUGCCCAGCGCUUCAUGGACCUUGCCCCCUUCCUCAAUCUGCUGUGGUCAGCACCCCUGCAGAUCAUCCUGGCGAUCUACUUCCUCUGGCAGAACCUAGGUCCCUCUGUCCUGGCUGGAGUCGCUUUCAUGGUCUUGCUGAUUCCACUCAACGGAGCUGUGGCCGUGAAGAUGCGCGCCUUCCAGGUAAAGCAAAUGAAAUUGAAGGACUCGCGCAUCAAGCUGAUGAGUGAGAUCCUGAACGGCAUCAAGGUGCUGAAGCUGUACGCCUGGGAGCCCAGCUUCCUGAAGCAGGUGGAGGGCAUCAGGCAGGGUGAGCUCCAGCUGCUGCGCACGGCGGCCUACCUCCACACCACAACCACCUUCACCUGGAUGUGCAGCCCCUUCCUGGUGACCCUGAUCACCCUCUGGGUGUACGUGUACGUGGACCCAAACAAUGUGCUGGACGCCGAGAAGGCCUUUGUGUCUGUGUCCUUGUUUAAUAUCUUAAGACUUCCCCUCAACAUGCUGCCCCAGUUAAUCAGCAACCUGACUCAGGCCAGUGUGUCUCUGAAACGGAUCCAGCAAUUCCUGAGCCAAGAGGAACUUGACCCCCAGAGUGUGGAAAGAAAGACCAUCUCCCCAGGCUAUGCCAUCACCAUACACAGUGGCACCUUCACCUGGGCCCAGGACCUGCCCCCCACUCUGCACAGCCUAGACAUCCAGGUCCCGAAAGGGGCACUGGUGGCCGUGGUGGGGCCUGUGGGCUGUGGGAAGUCCUCCCUGGUGUCUGCCCUGCUGGGAGAGAUGGAGAAGCUAGAAGGCAAAGUGCACAUGAAGGGCUCCGUGGCCUAUGUGCCCCAGCAGGCAUGGAUCCAGAACUGCACUCUUCAGGAAAACGUGCUUUUCGGCAAAGCCCUGAACCCCAAGCGCUACCAGCAGACUCUGGAGGCCUGUGCCUUGCUAGCUGACCUGGAGAUGCUGCCUGGUGGGGAUCAGACAGAGAUUGGAGAGAAGGGCAUUAACCUGUCUGGGGGCCAGCGGCAGCGGGUCAGUCUGGCUCGAGCUGUUUACAGUGAUGCCGAUAUUUUCUUGCUGGAUGACCCACUGUCCGCGGUGGACUCUCAUGUGGCCAAGCACAUCUUUGACCACGUCAUCGGGCCAGAAGGCGUGCUGGCAGGCAAGACGCGAGUGCUGGUGACGCACGGCAUUAGCUUCCUGCCCCAGACAGACUUCAUCAUUGUGCUAGCUGAUGGACAGGUGUCUGAGAUGGGCCCGUACCCAGCCCUGCUGCAGCGCAACGGCUCCUUUGCCAACUUUCUCUGCAACUAUGCCCCCGAUGAGGACCAAGGGCACCUGGAGGACAGCUGGACCGCGUUGGAAGGUGCAGAGGAUAAGGAGGCACUGCUGAUUGAAGACACACUCAGCAACCACACGGAUCUGACAGACAAUGAUCCAGUCACCUAUGUGGUCCAGAAGCAGUUUAUGAGACAGCUGAGUGCCCUGUCCUCAGAUGGGGAGGGACAGGGUCGGCCUGUACCCCGGAGGCACCUGGGUCCAUCAGAGAAGGUGCAGGUGACAGAGGCGAAGGCAGAUGGGGCACUGACCCAGGAGGAGAAAGCAGCCAUUGGCACUGUGGAGCUCAGUGUGUUCUGGGAUUAUGCCAAGGCCGUGGGGCUCUGUACCACGCUGGCCAUCUGUCUCCUGUAUGUGGGUCAAAGUGCGGCUGCCAUUGGAGCCAAUGUGUGGCUCAGUGCCUGGACAAAUGAUGCCAUGGCAGACAGUAGACAGAACAACACUUCCCUGAGGCUGGGCGUCUAUGCUGCUUUAGGAAUUCUGCAAGGGUUCUUGGUGAUGCUGGCAGCCAUGGCCAUGGCAGCGGGUGGCAUCCAGGCUGCCCGUGUGUUGCACCAGGCACUGCUGCACAACAAGAUACGCUCGCCACAGUCCUUCUUUGACACCACACCAUCAGGCCGCAUCCUGAACUGCUUCUCCAAGGACAUCUAUGUCGUUGAUGAGGUUCUGGCCCCUGUCAUCCUCAUGCUGCUCAAUUCCUUCUUCAACGCCAUCUCCACUCUUGUGGUCAUCAUGGCCAGCACGCCGCUCUUCACUGUGGUCAUCCUGCCCCUGGCUGUGCUCUACACCUUAGUGCAGCGCUUCUAUGCAGCCACAUCACGGCAACUGAAGCGGCUGGAAUCAGUCAGCCGCUCACCUAUCUACUCCCACUUUUCGGAGACAGUGACUGGUGCCAGUGUCAUCCGGGCCUACAACCGCAGCCGGGAUUUUGAGAUCAUCAGUGAUACUAAGGUGGAUGCCAACCAGAGAAGCUGCUACCCCUACAUCAUCUCCAACCGGUGGCUGAGCAUCGGAGUGGAGUUCGUGGGGAACUGCGUGGUGCUCUUUGCUGCACUAUUUGCCGUCAUCGGGAGGAGCAGCCUGAACCCGGGGCUGGUGGGCCUUUCUGUGUCCUACUCCUUGCAGGUGACAUUUGCUCUGAACUGGAUGAUACGAAUGAUGUCAGAUUUGGAAUCUAACAUCGUGGCUGUGGAGAGGGUCAAGGAGUACUCCAAGACAGAGACAGAGGCGCCCUGGGUGGUGGAAGGCAGCCGCCCUCCCGAAGGUUGGCCCCCACGUGGGGAGGUGGAGUUCCGGAAUUAUUCUGUGCGCUACCGGCCGGGCCUAGACCUGGUGCUGAGAGACCUGAGUCUGCAUGUGCACGGUGGCGAGAAGGUGGGGAUCGUGGGCCGCACUGGGGCUGGCAAGUCUUCCAUGACCCUUUGCCUGUUCCGCAUCCUGGAGGCGGCAAAGGGUGAAAUCCGCAUUGAUGGCCUCAAUGUGGCAGACAUCGGCCUCCAUGACCUGCGCUCUCAGCUGACCAUCAUCCCGCAGGACCCCAUCCUGUUCUCGGGGACCCUGCGCAUGAACCUGGACCCCUUCGGCAGCUACUCAGAGGAGGACAUUUGGUGGGCUUUGGAGCUGUCCCACCUGCACACGUUUGUGAGCUCCCAGCCGGCAGGCCUGGACUUCCAGUGCUCAGAGGGCGGGGAGAAUCUCAGCGUGGGCCAGAGGCAGCUCGUGUGCCUGGCCCGAGCCCUGCUCCGCAAGAGCCGCAUCCUGGUUUUAGACGAGGCCACAGCUGCCAUCGACCUGGAGACUGACAACCUCAUCCAGGCUACCAUCCGCACCCAGUUUGAUACCUGCACUGUCCUGACCAUCGCACACCGGCUUAACACUAUCAUGGACUACACCAGGGUCCUGGUCCUGGACAAAGGAGUAGUAGCUGAAUUUGAUUCUCCAGCCAACCUCAUUGCAGCUAGAGGCAUCUUCUACGGGAUGGCCAGAGAUGCUGGACUUGCCUAAAAUAUAUUCCUGAGAUUUCCUCCUGGCCUUUCCUGGUUUUCAUCAGGAAGGAAAUGACACCAAAUAUGUCCGCAGAAUGGACUUGAUAGCAAACACUGGGGGCACCUUAAGAUUUUGCACCUGUAAAGUGCCUUACAGGGUAACUGUGCUGAAUGCUUUAGAUGAGGAAAUGAUCCCCAAGUGGUGAAUGACACGCCUAAGGUCACAGCUAGUUUGAGCCAGUUAGACUAGUCCCCGGUCUCCCGAUUCCCAACUGAGUGUUAUUUGCACACUGCACUGUUUUCAAAUAACGAUUUUAUGAAAUGACCUCUGUCCUCCCUCUGAUUUUUCAUAUUUUCUAAAGUUUCGUUUCUGUUUUUUAAUAAAAAGCUUUUUCCUCCUGGAACAGAAGACAGCUGCUGGGUCAGGCCACCCCUAGGAACUCAGUCCUGUACUCUGGGGUGCUGCCUGAAUCCAUUAAAAAUGGGAGUACUGAUGAAAUAAAACUACAUGGUCAACAGUAUAUACACAGUAGUCUUUUUGCACUUGUUCACAAGGUUUGGGGAUUAGGAUCUUUGGAGGAGGCCAAGAGGAAGACUUUCUACACAUGUACAUGGUUGUAGUUACCUGAACUUCAGACCCAAGAGCUCUUGGCUGCAAAUAUUGCCUUCACAGCCAAAAUUCCCUGGGUAAUUGCCAGUAGCUCCUGCUCUGCUGUGCAGAUAUUGUAAAACGGUGAGAAAGGCCCUGAAAUCUGACCUGGGGCCUCUUGGGAAAGCUGCUGUGAACACCUCCACGUUAAUGUCAUCCCUCAGCCCUCUAUGCCUGUUUCUCUAGGGACUGAGAAGUGCAUGAUGCUUUUACUUCCUUGCUCAUUUCGAAGUCUGUUCCAGACAGUUCCUAUAACCAGUGAGGCCUCCAAGUCAUUCAUUUUCCUCAGUCUAGCCAAAGCUGAAUGUGUGAGCACAAAGAAGCCGAGAGGCCACCUCCUGCCCAGAGAGAAGCCACCCACACUCCCAGGUUGGCAGACAAGAUGUGAGGGGUGAAUUAAAUUUGUUUUCUUGAGCAAGCCAA